GGGGAGGGGGAGGGCUGGAUGACGGAGCGAUAGACAGGAGGAAAUAGAAGAACGGCGUAUAAUAAUUACAGAGUCAUGGCUUGAGCGAUGGAAUAGAGCUCGAGAUCAAGAAGAACGCGUACUUUAUAUACUUCUGGAAAUGAGAUAUUAACUAGAUCCAAGAUGUGACCCCAUAUGUUUUCAAACUCCUUAGAAAAACACAAGAAUAACAAUCAGGACAUAAAAACAAUCCCACCAUGCAUCCCUCCUCUCGUCCCUCUGUGGCCCCACGUUCCCGCAGGUUUGUCAGUAGGCGUACGGAGGUAAAACCAAGCCAAGGGGCUAAGAAGGAGGACAAAAACACGAACACAGCAUCUUCAUCCCCUCGUCGUCUCACUCGGGCACCACCUGAGUCUUCCAGGUUGAAGGGCCCCAGUCAAGGUGCACGAGCACUAGUGGUUAAAUCCAAACUGGUGCGGCCACAGAAGAAUGGUGCUCACGCAAUACCAGCAAUCUCAAAACCAAAAAGUGGACACACUGUUUCAAACAUAGUCCCAGCUGUGGAUCCGAACUGUAAUGAGCCCAGCCUACCUUGUCUGUGUUGUGAUGGCCAUUCACCUCAGGAUAGCAACAGCCUUUUUAAUCACAACCAUAACAACAAUAACACUGUAAACAUCAGGCAACAAAAGAAGCCGCCAAUACCACCACCCCCACAGAAGGAAUUGCCAGUUCCAAAAAAAGACAUCAAAAAAGAUGAUAGUAAGCCAGAAGUAAAGCAACCCCAUGUCAUCCCAGUGGAGGAGAGAGAGGAGGACAAUGGCAAUGUGGAUGAAAAAGAGGGUGGUCAGCUCAAAAAUGAUGACUGUAGUGUAAAUCUGAACGCUAAUGUUGACGAGAAUGGCAACGGCAAUUGUGAUGGUAAAGAUGGUGAAGAUGAUGAAGAUGAAGACGACGAAGAUGAUGAUACUCUUGUCCCUUCUUGCUGCAACUGUCCAGAUUCCAUGCUGAACUUCUCCCUUACAUCUUUUACUUCAUCUUCAUCCACAUCCAUCAGCAGCUGCUCAGAUCUGGAGUGUGACUGUCCUGAUACAUUUUCAUUGUCAUCCCAGGACCAAGAGGCCACUGAAUGUUAUCCAUCGUCUUGUUCCCUGGACACCAACUGCCCUGCCUUUCAGUCCAGUGUCUUACCAUUGGAUCUCAACACUUCUGCAAGAUCGCCUUGCUCUCCUGAUGAAGGCUAUCCCUCAGCUCCUUGCUCUCCAUGCUCUGACUACAUUGAGAGCAAGGGAUCAGAAGAAGGAAAAUGUAUUAAAGUGGAUCUCCUCCAUUUUUUAGACUCCAUAGAAGAGUUGGGAAAAGUGGAUCUGUUCUACCGCAUUGUUAGGCUGGCACACUGGGAACUGGAUGGUGAGCUGAUUGUCAGAGAUAGGUUGGAUCACCAGCAAAAGCUUCAGAGGGUUAACAAAGAGGUGAAAUUGGCUUAUCUUGUGAAACUUCAGGAGGAAGGUUUAGACUUUGGCGAUGAGGAUAUCACUGGAGUUUUGGAUGAAAUGGGCAACAUUGACAUUCCAUGGAAGUUGUAUAAAAGCAACAAAUCAAGUGAAUCCCAGGAAUUUUCUGAUGCAGGGGUAGAUAUGACAGCCCCUUCUGAUCUUGAUGAAACCCCUGCCUCGGAUUCACUUGCUCCAUCGCCAUUGGAGCCUCCUCCUCUGCCCCCAAAACCUCCAACGAGGCAUGAGAGUGCCCACCCAGAAUCACACUCUUACGAGAACAUCAGCAGAGAUGUUUUCUCUGUCUCAUCCACUAAUCACACUACUAAAUUCUCUACAAGUGUCCCUGUUCCUACCUUGCCUGCAUUGUCAUCAUCACCCCCAGCUUUAAAACCUCCUGCCCUUCCUCCUCCUCCAUCACAGCCUGUGCCCUACUUAACCCUAAAUACAGACAGACCUGCUCUCACCUCCCCCACACCACCUAUUCCUCCUCCAAGAAGACGUCAUAAAGCCCGUCUAGAAGCUCAGAGACUUGCUGAGCUUGAAAGAGAAAAGACUCCUCUGUCCCUUCCCCCGCCGAUGUCCAGACCUCCUCCAUUGCCACCUCCACCUGCGAUGUCCUCGCCUCCAACUGUUCCACCUCCACCAUCUCUCCCGCAGCCUCCAUCUUUUCACGCCCUGGAUGUGGAAAUCCGAAAGUUGCUUGCGCUAGCAGGCCUCACCCAAGCUGAAUUGCUUAAACUUAGUCCUGAGUUGGGUGUUUGUGUAGAUAUUGUCCUGGAGAACAACCAACAGCCAAUUUCUGAUGUCUCUCAGAUUGGAGAAAUCAGUGUAAACAGAAUACAGAAGGAAGAAGGAGUAGAUAAGGGGUUGCAAUCCAGAUUGAAAGAAGGAUCCAGAUUUGGGAAAGACAGGUCUACAGGUGCAAAUGAAUUACAUACUCUCAGUGAAAAAGAAAUUUGUAAAGAUGAAAAGAAGGAAGCAAACAGGACAACAUCCUUCACAGAAAUGGCAAGGCGUCGUAAGAGAAAUGGUGGACACUGUAAUCAUAGCUGCAGCUGUGGUUUUGGAUCCCCCAACUCAUAUUACAGCACUGAUCUUAGCAAUACAAACAUCCCAAGUAUCAGCUUUGGAAGCUUUGAUUAUACUUCAAUGAUUUCAGAUACCCCUCCUCCUCCACCUCCACGACCAUUGCCCCCUUGUCCACCAAUUUCCUCCAAUCCUCCAGAACUUCCUCCUCUCAAGUCUUGCACUCUGCCUGCCAAUGCAUCUCGCCCAGAUAGGUUUGACUGGCUGAUAGCCUUCACCCCAGAUACAGAGUCGCCACCCCUUGAGAUGCGAAAAUCGUUGAACGAUGGCAUGUUGCAAAAAGGCCAAGCUUCAACUUCAGGCUCAAAAGUCACAACCUUUAAAGAAUUACGCAACAGAAGCAAACAGAGCUCCCAGCCAGCUCCUGUUCAACCAGAACCUGAUCCAACUGUUAUCACCCCAGACCCUGAUUUCCUGUACAACCUCAAAUGGAGAAAAGAGAAGAUUGAUGGGGAUGGCUGGGAAUAUACUUCCCAAGCACAAGCCUCAUUUCUUCAGCCGCCACCCACUCCUGCCUCAUUGUCUCUCUUUAGGGAAAUGUGCCGUCUGAAUAUACAAGAAGAUUGCCCAGCAGAACCCAAAGUGUCCCAGCAAAUUGGCUGUUCAGUAAGUGAAGGCAGCCUUAGGACUAUUUGUGAUGACAGAGAUAAAGCUGUUCACACCAAGAAGAUGGAUGAUGAAGACAAAGUGGAAGUUAGGGGAAUGGCAGAUGGAGCUUGGACUUUGGAAACUGGAACAUCAGUGUCCUCACCUCCCCUGUCCCUCUCCUUGACCUCACCUUAUUACCUGCACUCUGCUCCCCUGUCCCAGUUUUACCACAUUGACACUAACAGGGAUCGUGCCGUGACCCAUUGUGAAGGUUCUGUAAACCCGUUAUGCAUAGAUUCCACUUUUGACUGCAGCAAAGAUGACUAUACUGACUCCCUGUUCUGUGCAGGCCCAGAAAACAAUAAGUUAUUGUUCUGUAAACAAGAAAAUGAUCUCAAUGGUAACAUGGAUUCCCUGUACCACCGCUGUAAUCAUGCUGACAGCUUCCUAGACUCCUUAUACAUCUGUAGCCAUGAUCUUGACAGCACAAAAAACAGCUUCUGUCCACAUAACAGUGGAGUCGAUUCAAUCAGAAAUGAUGAAUUACUUUACAGUGAUGCCAGAUACACAAGAAGCAGCCUAAAGCUGUUCACUGACCCCGAACCACCAACUGACAUUAACACUCUCACUGAGGGCGACAUAACGCCGUACAAAAACAUUGACAUGCAGAUGUACAUAGCUAUGCGAAACCUUAAAAAUCGGAGCUAUGCGAACAAAAACAGUUAUAAAAAUGUCGACUCGCUGUUUGAUUUGAACUCAGACAACAUUGAAGACUCAAAACCACCAAUCAUCCCAUUUUUUGACCACAACAGCAAUGAAAACACAGCACAGAACAAACAGCAGCUUGUAUCUUUCCCUGCUUACUACCUGUAUCACCCUAAAAACUGCCCCUUGCAUAAAGGUGCCCCCCCACGGCUUUCCCCUGUAGGAGCGAUCUCGCCUCCUCACAGGUCCGGGCCUCCAGUUCCAGGCACAGAUGUUGCCCGUCUCUGUUCACCCCUGUUCCCCCGCAGUCACACCCUUCCUGCUCUUGCCGCCCCCCUUUACUACCCUUACCUGUACACACCCCCUGUUCAAGCCCCUCUGCGGGAGCCAUCGGUCCCCAUACUUCACUCUCAGCUGAGUCCACCACCGCUCACUUUGACUGUUCGCAGCUUCUCAUUUGACGGCUCUGAGCAGAAGAAUGCGGCCUGGAUAAGAGAAGAUGUGAGGCCCUCGCUAAGUGCUGAAGGGCUGUCUUCUGCCUGCCUGCAAGAAAAGAAAAUUCUUGUCAAUUCUGUCAGCGUGGCAGUGGAAGCCAUUUUGGCUCAGUUCAGUUCGUCCAGGACUGUUGUACAGAAGUUUUACUCAGUAGAUGAGACUCUUUCUGGAGACAGCAGUGUAAAUCCCUGUCUGGGUCGUCUGGUACUGCAGUACCUUUGCCCAGCCCUGCGUAACCUGCUCUCUGAUGGACUCAAGCCCCACCAGAGUGACCUAAUUGCAGGCAGGAGGCCAAAUUCAACCUGGAGAUUGGUUCAGGCCUCCACCAAACCAGGCCCGAGCUCACAGGCUUUGCACAACCUUCAGACUAAAGUAGCAGGGCUUCCCCAGCUCAAGCAGAGCAGACACAAGUUCAACGCAUUCCUGUUUGGCCUUCUCAAUGUCAAGCUCCUGGAUUACUGGCUUUCACAUCUGCAGUCCUGCAGUGAUGUGUUGGAGACAUAUUACCGCCCCACUUCCUUCAUGCGUCUCUCACUAACUUCCUGCAAGCCUCUUUUUGAGGAGCUUCUCCUCCUUCUGCAGCCUCUCUCUCUUCUGACCUUUAACCUCGACCUGCUGUUUCAGCAUCACCACCUUGACCCCUCCUCCCCAACUCUCACCCCAGCCAGUCACACAUCUGAGAUAUAUAGCCCACCGAAUGAAGACUUCAGCUUCCACUUGUCACCCAAGGGGCUUUUCCGAGGAAGUAGCCAUCAUCUUGGAAGCGUGUUAGAGAACGACCAUGGCAGUUUGGGUUUAGAUCUCCAAUCAGGUCUCGCCAGUCACAUUCUUGAUCUGUCAGCCUAUCGGAAUCCAAUUUCGCUGUCGUCAGGUGACACCAAGGAGGAAGCCAGUCUGCCGCUAUCAUGGUUUAAAGCAAGUGAGAUCUCCAUACCUCUGAAUGCCGGAAGCCUUUCCCAGCAGGCAGGCCAGGCUCUUCAGCAAGGCUGGGGUGCAGUAGUGCGUUUUGGGGAGCGUUUAGGGCAGAACUUUGGUUUGGCCACAAGCACAGAGGAUGAUAAAAGUCCAAACUCACCAGGAGACUUCAAACCUGGCUUCUCGCUGAAUCCAAAAAGUCCAGAAGAAAACAGGCAGCAACCAAGAGACGAUCUUUCCUUGAAAGAUAGUGGAGCUGCUGUUCCCUGGGGUCUGGGACGGCUCUUUGGAGCUUCUAAGAGCCCAAACAACCCACCAGCAAGCAGGCGCCCAUCUCAGUGGCUCUCCCCAGGCGCAUCCGUCCUUUCUCGCAUAGUGAAUCUUGGCCAGGGUUCUCCGCCUGAGGAGAGAGAGCCCCAGAGAGGCAAAGAUAAGGAGGAAAAUGAGAAGGAAGAGAUAAAUGAAAACAGAGAUCAGCCAAAGCCCCUGAGGAUGGUCCGAACUCUGUGUGACCACACAGGCGCUGGAGCAGAGCUGAGCUUCAGGAAGGGGGAGGAGCUUGUCCUGUUGGGAGGCGUGGCCCAUGACUGGAUUCGAUGUCGUCAAGGUCACAAGGAAGGCCUUGUUCCCAUUGGUUAUGCUUCACUUAUCAUGUGACUUAUCUUUGAUAUUGCCUGUAUGUUUGUGUGAAAGAAUAUCAGGGGAUAAUGUAUAAGGAAAAAGACCAUAUAUACAGUAGAUGUAGUUAUUAGUAGCCCUGUUACAUGUUUAUCUGUUCAUCUCUGACUCUCGUUGCCUGGUUUGUGACGUCUGGAAUAUUUUCUGUGAUAUAUAGGAAACUGUAUAAAUCUUAAAUAUAUAUUUAGAUUUGACAAAGAUAGAUAGACAGAUAAACAAUAGAAAUGGGUAAUGAAUAACAAUCAAGUUAAAAAUAGUGUAUUUAUUAUUAGGUGUUGCCAUAACAAUCAGCUCACACAGAAUCUUACUUAAAAAGCUCAGUGCAAAGUUACGUAUAUUCGUAAAAUAGCAUUUCAUUAUAGUUUUAAGUCUAAUAAACUACCAAUAUGCAUAUGCAACUUAUUUUCAUCUGAAACUGUGUGAAAAACCCCUUCAAUUUUUGACCAUAUCAUCAGCCCAUGGCAAGCACCUCUUCAUUAUUGCAAAGGCAUGAGUUUUGGUUAUUUUUGGGCUGCGUUAACAGAUAAAUGACAGAUUUACUCCAGUUAACUCUUAAAGUUAUUAUGCAAUUAAUGUUUUAUUUUUAUUGAACUGUUUAUUAUAAGAAAUUACUGGCUAAUCAGUGUAAAAACUAACUGCUUGACAAUUUAAAGAAUUGCUGGUCUAACUGAAAG
Molecule: messenger RNA, 6613 nt
Organism: Carassius auratus (goldfish)
Lineage: Eukaryota; Metazoa; Chordata; Actinopteri; Cypriniformes; Cyprinidae
Gene: rusc1
Product: RUN and SH3 domain containing 1
Exons: 12
Coding region: 237-5918 (1893 amino acids)
Cellular component (GO): cytoplasmic vesicle
Molecular function (GO): protein binding
Source: RefSeq, a predicted model, not a curated record